UUGGAUUCUGAUUGGUUAGCAAAUUAUACGGUGCUUACCUGAAAAAUUGAUCCUAUCCCGAAAAAACGAUAAUUGAAAAUGACCGCCCAAAGCAAUAUAACACAGAUAUUCUGUGAUUUUCAGCAGUUUCUCGAGAAUGAACAACAGUUACGAGAGGAUAUCAGAGUGGUAGUAAGAGAGGUUGAGCAGACCGCCAGAGAAAUUUUGACACAAUUACACAGUGUACAUCAACCAGAUGGAAUCAAAUCAGUAUCAAGUAUUUGUGAGAAGUGUGUUCCAAUGUUUGAGACUAUAAGACAAAAUAUGAGUGCUCUUGGUGCAAAAAUACCAACAAAUCAGUAUUACAGGUAUAAUGAUCAAUGGAGGUUUGUGAUACAGAGGCUAGCUUUCCUGUCGGCCUAUCUAAUAUAUUUACAGUCAGAAACUUUGGUUACCAGGGAAACGGUGGCACAAAUGAUUGGAGUAAAAACAGACAGACAAGAAGGUUUUCAUAUAGAUUUAGAUGAUUACUUGAUGGGACUCUUGCAACUGGCCAGUGAAUUGUCGAGACUGGCAGUAAAUUCGGUGACAGCCGGUGACUACGGUAGACCAAUGAGAAUCGCAAAGUUUGUGGGAGAGCUGGACUCCGGUUUUAGACUUCUCAACCUUAAAAAUGAUUCACUGAGAAAAAGAUUUGAUGGUCUGAAAUAUGACCUGAAGAAAGUAGAGGAAGUCGUGUAUGACCUGACAAUACGUGGGUUAAAGCCAACAGAAUGAAUACUUUCUAUGAUCAUUAAACUGGGAACAAUUGUUUUCUUUUUUAUAAAAACAAAGCUGUAUUUGUUUUAAGCUUGACUAUUUGAAGAAUAGGGAGGGCUCUUGUACUCACCCAGGUGUUGUACCAAUGUUGCCUUCACACUUUGGUUAAGUUUUUGCGUGCAAGUUUGUAUCUCAAAAAAACUGAAGGGAAUGGGUUGAAACUUCACACUUAUGAGAGGAAAAAUGUCUUUAAGGUGGUCACUGUCCAAGUCCCAUAACUCUAACAUGAAUUUUUACAGAAUUAUGUCCUUUUUGAGGGUGAAAAUUCUACAUUAUCCAGGUUCUUGUUUCACUAUCAAGCACUGAGAGUAGUCGAACACACUGUUUUACUGACAGCUCUUGUUGAUUUUUCUUUAUAUCUACAUAGCAAUGGCAGCUAAUUACUUCAUUUUUAAGGCAUUAUGGUUUUGUUAUGUACAUGUUAUCUGGGUGGCACAGAUGUUAUAUCGAAUGUUUAAUCGUUCUUUACUUUAAUGCUAAACGAAAAAUAAAUUCAAACUGCAAAAUGUUA
Ruditapes philippinarum (Manila clam) is the source of this 1309-nucleotide messenger RNA. Its product is annotated as translin-like. The transcript is spliced from 6 exons. Gene Ontology annotation, biological process: RNA metabolic process. NCBI's taxonomy places the organism in Eukaryota, Metazoa, Mollusca, Bivalvia, Venerida, Veneridae. Gene Ontology annotation, molecular function: RNA binding; single-stranded DNA binding; sequence-specific DNA binding. The record is from RefSeq and is a predicted model, not a curated record. The coding region runs from base 79 to 756 and encodes 225 amino acids. Gene Ontology annotation, cellular component: cytoplasm; nucleus.